AAAAUUGAGAAGCCAAAUCCGUCAGCCAGUCGUCAUGAGCUAAACUCGUGACACUGUUGAGAAAGUAAACACACAAAAUACUAUAGAGCCGACAAUCGACAUCUGCGUGAUCUCGAUCUGCAAGAGAAGCGAGAGAUGGGAACAAAGACACUAAGAUAAUAUAUAUUUAUUUAUCUAUAAUAGUCAACCCGCAUAUGCAGCCCACACAUCCGCAUACAACAUAGUCUAGCGGAAUUGUAUAGAUUUAUCCAACCAAAAUGUCCAAAGUGUUAGUCGGAGUGAAGCGAGUCGUAGACUAUGCUGUAAAGAUCCGUGUGAAACCCGACAAGUCUGGGAUCGUCACCGCCGGUGUUAAGCACAGCAUGAAUCCCUUCGAUGAGAUUGCUGUGGAAGAGGCACUUCGCUUGAAGCAGAAGAAGGUGGUCAGUGAGGUUAUCGCUGUCAGCUGUGGCCCGAAGUCGAGUCAGGAAACUAUCCGAACUGCACUCGCGAUGGGAGCUGAUAGAGGCAUCCACAUCGACUGUCCAGAAGAUACCGAGCCACUAGUCAUUGCCAAGAUCUUUGCAGGAUUGGCGAAGAAAGAGGGUGCUAACCUCAUUCUCACCGGUAAGCAAGCCAUUGACGGUGAUAACAACCAGACCGCACAGAUGACAGCGGGUAUCUUGGGCUGGCCUCAAGCUACUUACGCCUCUGAGGUGACAGUUGAUGCUGACGGAACCAAGGUAGUGCGUGAAAUCGAUGGAGGACUCGAGACUAUCACUACGUCACUCCCAGCUGUGAUCUCUGCCGAUCUCCGAUUGAACGAGCCCAGAUACGCCACCCUGCCAAACAUCAUGAAAGCUAAGAAGAAGAAGAUCGACAGUUCCAUUUCCCUUGCGGAUCUAGGUGUUGAGGCGAACAAGCGUGUAACAGUUCUGGAGGUCACCGAGCCUGAGGCUCGCAAGGCCGGUAUAAUGGUUGCAGAUGUCGAUGAGUUGGUGUCUAAGCUGAAGGAGGCAGGUGUAAUUAACUAAAUAAACUGCUGUGUACAUACAAUUUCUCUUAUGUCAAAACUACACCACAAGUUUGGAAUAACGCUUGCAACUUGCAGCUUCCUGAGGAUUAAAUGCUGGUGUAAAAAAAAAAUCAAACCGUUCAAAUAAAGUAUCGAGCAAGAUACAUGAGGAGAAUUCGAAGCCAAGUGGACCGAUUGAAUACAUCAAAUGGAAACUGUUGGUAAAAAUGUUGAGCCGGGAAAAAAAAUAGUAGGCUGGAAGGAGCUGAAUAGUUUAAUAUCAAUCCGUGCCCAUGUGCUAAACUAAUAUCACGGCAUAACAGAAAAUCGAGGUCGCAAGCACAUGCAUUUCAUAAAACAUGCGUUCAGACGGACACUGGAAAUAGGUGACACCAGUAGAGUUCUUUAAAGGGUAGUCAUUUGCUAGCAUGAUUUUUGAGCAGACAACGGGAUUUCAAUGAAUUCUAGGGUAGAUACCAUUACUCCCGGGCAAUUGUCUGCUGUAGUUUAGCCGAAAAGGGGUUCAAAUGAGCUGAUAAACAGUUAUCCGGAACUAACACAUUUGAUUAUUAAACCUUGGUUAUCAGAGCGGAAAAUCGAACUUGAUACACAUAUCACUGACCAUGGGUGAUUCGAGAGUAAUUGAUAGAGCCCGGCUGUAUGACGGGGCCAACUGCUUGAGCUUUUACUCAAGUAUUCCUCCCAGAAUCUCUGCU
This is a messenger RNA of Sphaeroforma arctica JP610, 1710 nucleotides long. RefSeq names its product electron transfer flavoprotein subunit beta. The record is from RefSeq and is a predicted model, not a curated record. The coding region runs from base 258 to 1013 and encodes 251 amino acids. Gene Ontology annotation, cellular component: cytosol. The transcript is spliced from 6 exons. Gene Ontology annotation, molecular function: electron transfer activity. Lineage: Eukaryota; Ichthyosporea; Ichthyophonida.